AUGUCGUCUAUUAGUUUACAAUCUACUGUUCCUCCACAACCAGCUACCGAGAGAAACUUUACGGUGCAUCUUUCUUAUGAUGAAACCACUAAUGCGGUCGCAUAUCCAUGUGGUAAAUCAGCCUUUAUCCGUCCCUUGGGUGAUUCACAACCUGUCAUUCAAUUCACAGGACAUGGAACUGCCAAUGUUACCGUGGUCAGGUUUUCGCCCAUUAAGGGUUCUCAGUAUCUUUGUUCCGGGGAUGAAUCAGGUAAAGUGAUCGUUUGGGGUUGGUCUCAAGAAAAGGACGGGUCCAUAGAAACUACCAUCAAAUCUGAAUUCCAUGUUCUAGCUGGAUCUGUCAGAGACAUAUCCUGGGACUUUGAAGGAAAGAGACUAUGUGUCGUCGGAGAUGGAAGAGAUAAGCUCGGUGUUUUUAUAUCUUGGGAUUCAGGGAACUCCCUUGGUGAAAUUUCAGGUCAUUCUCAAAUAGUCAAUGCUUGUCACUUUAAGCAGUCUAGGCCAAUGAGAUGUAUUACUGUUGGUGAUGAUGGUGCUAUGGUCUUUUAUCAAGGCCCACCUUUUAAAUUUACUUCCAGCGAUAGAAUACAUCAUGAUCAAGGGAAAUUUAUUAGAGAUGUGGAAUUUGCCCCUGGACAAGGGUCAUUUGCCAUUACUGUUGGCUCCGAUAGAAAAAUUAAUUGUUUUGAUUCCAAGACUGGAGAAUUUGUCAAGAGUAUUGUGGAUGAAAGUGAACCGAUCCAAGGUGGGAUCUUUGCUCUAAGUUGGAUUGAUGAAAAUAAGUUUGUUACUGCCAGUGCCGAUGCUACCAUAAGAGUAUGGGAUGUGAAUUCUUCGAAAUGUGUUCAAAAAUGGGUUGUCACCUCGUCCUCAGAUGACAAUGUAUUACGUGACCAACAAGUUGGUGUGGUUGCCUCUCAAGAAGGACGGAUUGUAUCUCUAUCCCUAGAUGGAACUUUGAACAUAUUCCAAUUGGAACAAGAUAAUAUAAUAACCUCCAUUAAAGGGCACAGUAAGGGUAUUACUGCAUUAGCAGUUAAUCCACUAAUUACCGGUUCCUACGAUGGUAAGAUUAUGGAUUGGUCAAACAAACCUGAAGUAGCUCAUACAAAGCAUAAUAAUUUAAUUGUCUCAAUAGAUGUUCAAACCGGAAAAGCUGACCAAAUAUCAAGUGUUUCCUGGGAUGAUACUUUGAUGAUCAAUGAUGAAAUUAAAUAUCAAUUUGAACACCAACCCAAAGUGGCCACUCAUAAUGAAGAUGGAAUCACCGCCGUGGUAACUACUGCUGAUGUUCUUCUCAUAUUGGAUUCUUUUACAGGUGAAACGUUACAAAGGUUACAACUAUCUGAGCCUGCAUCUGCAGUGGGAUUAAGUAAAAGAUUUGUAGCGCUUGGGUUUGAAUCAAAUGCUAUUAAAGUGUUUGAUACUGCUGAUUUGUCUGUUAGCCAUGAAUUGAAAUCAGGAUUGCGUGCCACACCAUCGUACAUAUCCAUUUCUCCAUCUGAGAAAUACCUUGCCGCUGGUGACGUUAUGGGUAAGAUUUUGUUAUUCGACAUGGAGACCAAAGGUAUCAAGACUUCAAGAUGGGCUUUCCAUACCGGUAAGAUUAACGCGAUCUCCUGGAGACCCAUUGGUGAGGAGGAAGAUGAGGAUCUGGUGGCUACAGGUUCAUUGGAUACUAAUAUAUUUGUGUAUUCCAUAAAGAGACCUAUGAAGAUUAUUAAGCGUUUGAAUGCUCAUAAGGAUGGCAUUAGCGCCCUGUUAUGGGAAGAUGCGUCCACAUUAGUCAGUACUGGUGCUGAUGCAUGUAUUAAGAAGUGGGGUGUUGAGUUUGAAUAA
This is a messenger RNA of Naumovozyma castellii, 1839 nucleotides long. RefSeq names its product Aip1p (gene AIP1). The transcript has a single exon. The coding region runs from base 1 to 1839 and encodes 612 amino acids. The record is from RefSeq and is a predicted model, not a curated record. Lineage: Eukaryota; Fungi; Ascomycota; Saccharomycetes; Saccharomycetales; Saccharomycetaceae.